AUGACGGGAGGAAGUGCUGAUCCCGCAAAUAGUAAUGCAGGGGAUCGUCGCAACGACAUCUUGGAACUCGCACGAGCCAUUCGGGAAGCCGACAAUCAGAAGGCGCAACUGCCAAAAGUACAAGUUCCCCUCUUCGAUGGCACCAAUGCCUCAGCAUGGGCGGCCAAGUUUGAGCAAUUGGGCAGUUGUUGUGAAUGGACGAGUGAAAAAAUGCUUGAAAUGGUGAAGCGAUAUUGUAUGGUCGAGUACAAAGAAGAAGUGUCGAAGUUGGUGCAAGCCUCGCACGACUGGCUGGACUUCAAAGCAAAGUUAUUGGACAAGUACCAAUUGGGGGAUCAACUGCUCAACCUGGCGGACUUACGAAAAGUGCAAGUUGGGCCGUGCGAAUACUCGGCGCUCAUUGACGAUGGGGCUGAAAUGAACAUUAUACGUGAAAGAGAAGCCAUGGGGCCAGGAGUAAACAUCAAUCGAGCAGAUACUGGAUUUCAGGUGGGUGCAAGUGGGAUAACUCCCUUUUGCGGAAUGACGAGUGACAUGACGAUACAAGUUGGCAAAGUCAAAGUCCGUUCAUAUUUCUAUGUGCUACCCAAUGUUGAGCAUGCCGUGUUGCUGGGCAGAGCUUUUCUCUGUCGAUCAGAAUCCAUCAUCUUCAACAAGCAUGAUGGUACUAUGAUCGUGGUUUUGUGCGACCCYGUAUGUGGCUAUUACGAGGUGAUGAAGUGUGAGAACACAGGACCAACCAAUUCAAGGAACCGACUCAAUCCGGGAUCCUACUUCUUCACGGAAUCCGGAAGACUUAGGAGGGAGAAGGAAUCCAUCGGAGAAGAGAGCGAUCCCCUAAAAUUUUCUCUUGCUCUGCCCAACAUCUCUCAAGGGAUCGAGUUCGUUGCGACAGACUCGUCCGUGGACCCCAAGUUGGUCCAAACGCUGACAGAGAUUGUGGCAGAAGAAGGCGAGACUGGUAAAAUGUAUCUUACUUAUCGGCCCGACAGGUCUUCGGAAGGUGAUGUAUUGACGGAGCCAGCAGCCAAGCAAGGGUCUUUUUUAGAGGUGGACGACUUGGAGUUGGUGCGAAACCGAAGGGCUGAAUCUGGUACCGAUCCGAUGAGUGCAGAAUGAUUGUGAAUUUUGGCUUCGAGGGCAUAACUCGUUUAAUAGU
Chara braunii is the source of this 1159-nucleotide messenger RNA. NCBI's taxonomy places the organism in Eukaryota, Viridiplantae, Streptophyta, Charophyceae, Charales, Characeae. The record is from the annotation of a GenBank genome assembly.